Molecule: messenger RNA, 4377 nt
Organism: Amphibalanus amphitrite
Lineage: Eukaryota; Metazoa; Arthropoda; Thecostraca; Balanomorpha; Balanidae
Product: leucine-rich repeat-containing protein 9-like
Exons: 1
Coding region: 153-3785 (1210 amino acids)
Molecular function (GO): protein binding
Source: RefSeq, a predicted model, not a curated record
AUCGCUGAUAUCGCCAACAUUGAAAUGCAAUAGCACUUAGGUAUGCAAUUUAAUUUUCCGGUAUGUAUUUCACAACGUAUUUUGUGUCAUUGUGUUUUAGUGUUCCGGGAUAAUGGGAUCAUGAAUGCUGAACCAUAAUUCGAAUAUCCGCAAUGUCCACCAUCAAAUGUCUCGAGUUCUUUUUCGGCGAGGUACCCCAGUUCACAGCGCUGGGCAGCCGGUAUCCGCACCUCACCAAGUUGACGAUCGUGGGCCAGGCGACGCUGACCUCUCUGCGCGGCCUGGAAACUCUGCCCCUGCUGCGGGAGCUCUGGGUUAUCGAGUGCGGCCUGCGGAACAUCGCCCAUCUCGACCAUGCCGAGCGUCUGGAGAAACUCUACCUCUACUCCAACCGGAUCGAAGCGAUCGACGGUCUGAGCCGAUGCUCGGCGCUCAGCACGCUCUGGCUGGACGACAACUGCAUCGGCGCCAUCGCCAACCUCAGCCUGCUGCCGGCGCUGCGCGAGCUGAACCUGGCCCAGAACCGCAUCUACCGCCUGGAGGCGAUCGACUGGGGCGAGAGUGUCGAGUGGCUGAACCUGAGCGGCAACCCGCUGCCGCUGACGGACCUGCCGGCGCUGGCGCAGCUGCCGCGGCUCACCGCUCUCCACCUGCAGGACCCCAUGUACGCACCGGCGCCGUGCACGCGGCUGUGUAACUUUCGGCUGUUCUGCGUGCAGCUGCUGCCGCGGCUGCAGGUGCUAGACGGCGUGUCGAUCACUGAGCACGAGCGGUAUACAUCCCGACAGCACCUGGCCUCGCGGCUGGUCUACUACCGCGCGCUGCGCCGUCACGUGGCCGCGCGCUGUCAGGAGCAGGUGGCGCACCUCCGCCGAGACUGGCACUCCUUCCUCACCGCCAUGGGCACCCGGCUGCGACAGCUCAACGCCAAGCUGGUCGAGGUGGCCGCCGCCGGCGAGGCCGACCCCGGGGACGGCGGCGAGCCGCCCGUCUCCGCCGAGACACUCGCGGCGUUCCGCGGCGCGAUCCGCCGCCGGAUGGACGGAGUGACGAGCGUGGCCCGCGGCCAGGCGGCGCACAGCAGCGCGCGGCUCGGCAUGCUCGUCAAGCGGCGACAGCUCGUCCAGUCCUUGCUGGAACUCGAGUACCGCACCGUCGGCAACGUGCGCUGCGAGGAGCUGCACGUGGGCGAGGGUCCGGCCGGCAGCCGGGUCUCGGCGCUCAACCGCUACCUCGGCCGCGAGAAGAUCGCCCUCUCGGCCACCAAGAAUGUGCACUUGAUGGCGAUGUACAAGGUCAACAAUCGCUUCCUAGAGAACGUGAUGGUACAGAGCAGUGCGACUGACAAACAGACUCGCGUGCUUGACCGAUUUCUGACUACGGACAGAGCCAGAGACAUUGACUGGAUCCUGGAGGCAUGCAAAGGCAACAUCAUCACCCAAGUGAUGGUCAGCACAAACCUGAAUGGUGACGAGGCUGCGGACGGUCGGCCUCAGUCGGCGCUGCGCCAGUAUUUCGGCUGUUUUCGCGAGGCGCUGCUGGUGCAGGUGCUGGCGCUGCCUCAGGGUAAGACGGUGCCGACGCGCGUGCCAACCUCGCUCGGACCCGACUCCGAGGAGCUGGCCAGCCGGAGGAUCAUCCUGGCGCCCAAGUUCAUCCUGCUGUACACGCUCGGGGAGGUGUACAAUAACCGUCCGCUCACCUGUCUGGCCAGCUCGAGCCUGGACGACGACCUGCUCAACUCGGUGUGCCUGCCGACGAGCCGCGCCGAGCGGAGCCCCACGGCGGCGCUGCGUCCCGGCGAGCCCGGCGGCACGUCUGUCUCGCUCUCCGGCAGAGGCAUCGAGGCCAUCGACGGCUCGGAGAACGUCGCCUGCCUCCGCGAGGUGGACCUGUCGUUCAACGAGCUCAAGUCGGUGGCAUUUCUGCGCAACAUGCUCCACCUGACCACGCUGGACCUGAGCUUCAACGACAUCGAUAGCGUGACCGCGCUGCCGAUGAUGCCCAGUCUGGCGUCGCUGAACCUCUCCUGGAACCGGCUGGAGAACCUGCCGAAGGUUCUGCGCCGGCUGUCGGUCGCCAGUCCGGUGCUGCGGAAGCUGAACAUCACGUUCAACCCGUGGCGCGUGCCGGAGGAGCGCCAGUGUCAGAUGGUGGCCGUGAUGCUGCCGGGCCUGCAGGAGCUACAGGGACAGAGCCUCUCCUACCCGGAGUCGGCCGUCACCACGUUUCGACGUCUGCAUUGCCCGAUGGAGAUCGGCGACCUGAGCCUGCCGCCGCCGGCGCCGCCAGCCGAGGGCACCGGCCGACUGGACCCCCGCAAACUGACGGCCAUCUGUCUGGACGGCCAGAUGCUGCAGAACCUCAAGUGCAUCAAGGACGUCCCGUUCUUGCAGAGGUUGUCGCUGAACGACAACCUUCUGACCUCGCUGCGCGGGCUGGAGGCGUUUCCACACCUCGAGUAUCUCUCUGCCGACUUCAACGAGCUGGCCGACUUCACGGGUCUGCCAGCGCCGGCGCUGAAGCUCCGUUCGCUCAGCGUGCGCCACAACACCGUCACCUCGCUGUCGUCACUGGCGGAGGUGGGGCUGCCACUGCUGGAGCUGCUCGACAUCUCUGGAAACCCGGUGUCCAGUCUGGCCGGCGUCGAGCGGCUGACGGCGCUGACCGAGCUGUACGUGACUGCCUGCCGGCUGAAGGUGCUGUCGGCGCUGACACCGAUCGCCACGUGCCGCCGACUGCGGGCGCUGGACGCCUCGGGCAACCCGGUGUGCGCCGAGCCCAACUACCGCCGGUUCGCCGUGUACCGCUGUCGGCCGUUGCAGAUGCUCGACGGCGCCAGCGUCGGAGACGACGAGCGCGGUGAGGCGGUGCGCGCGCUCAGCGGUCUGCUGAGCCAGGACCGGCUGAUGGAGACUCUGGCACCGGCGCAGCUGCGCUCCGUCACCCAGUUGGACCUUCCCAGCUGCGGCGUGCGCCAGGUGGAGCUUCCCACCGACUGCCUCCAGCAGGUGACCAGUCUCAGUCUGGAGAACAACGAGCUGACCGUGCUGUCCGGCCUGCAGCGGCUGCCGCGGCUGCGAGUGCUCAACCUCACCAACAACGCAGUGCGCCGGCUGCGGGAGCGCGCCGAGCCACCACUACCGGCGGGCUCGGCGUGUUUCCCGGCGCUCCAGGUGCUGAUUCUGGCCGGUAACGGUCUGGUGCAGCUGGGGCCGCUCCAGCUGUCGGUCAUGCGCGCGCUCACCACGCUCUUCCUCCAUGACAACGAGAUCAAGGCGCUGGACGGCCUGUCGCGCUGUUCGUCUCUACAGCUGCUAGUAGCCGACCGGAACCAGCUACAGUCGCUGCCGGCCGAGACGCUCGCCUCUCUGGCUAGUCUCCGAGCUCUACAUCUGGAGAGCAACCGCAUCCGUCGCCUCCCGUCGCUGUGGCCCCCGCAGCUGCGAGCUCUCUACCUGGCGCACAAUAAACUCAGCGAGCCGAUGGAGCUGACCCGACUGAGCGGACGGCUCGAGCUGCGGCGCGCCUCGCUCUACAAGAACCCGCUGACGCGCAACGUCAAGUGGCAGGCGAUCCUGUGCGCGUCGCAGCCGUCGCUGCAGCUGCUGGAUGGAUCGCCAGUGUCGGACGUGUUUGGCGGCCGGCCGGCGCUCGACGGGCUCGGAGACGGCGACUCGGCCGACGAGGAGGGGUCGUUCGGUGACCUGAUGGGGCCGCGCAGCGUCUGGUGGCGACCUCCGCAGAAGACCGUCUGGGGAUUCCGACCCAACGAGGCGCGGUAGCGUACAUACCUGCUCUGGCCACUAAUUCACUUCGGAGCUCGCAGAUGGUUCUGCUGUGUUGCAGAACUUCUCUUGCGAGAUGCUUAGGUUGCACGUAAGCGAUUCACGCUUUGACCGGUUUAUACGUCUAUGCUCGUACCUACUGGAUGGAAGGUGUCGAAGGUGGUUAGACAUUGGAUAAGACGCGACGGGCAAGAUAGGAUAGGGUAGGAUAGUGUAGGCCGUAGGGCAGGAUCCUCUGGCAGUCUAGUUUAUGCAUAGGAGGGCUGCUUCCCUGCGAAAAGGCCGGUGUUAGACGAUGCUUGGUCAAUGCUUUCAGCACUGUCAUCGAAAGUUCGAAACUGACGUACGUAGAGAAACAUGUAUUAAUUAUUUAACUAACUGUUCUAUAUUUAUUAUGAUAAAUGCAUUACAUCUAUCUAAGACAUCUAUUUUCGUCGACGGCAAGCGACAUUCCUGGAAUACAUUGGGCCAAAACGCCGGAACACACACUGCGCCGGCAUACACAGGUGUAAUGCGGGACAGUAUACCCCCUCAGGCAUCCGACAGACUGCGGGGCUAAGCACGACUUCGGCAGGCACGCUGCAUGCGG